CAAUAAGUGAAUAGAACUGUUGAUAAAUUGGUUAUGUGCAAUUGAACAAAUUUUGACCUGGUGAACCAUAAAAAUCGGAUGAAGGGAAAAAUAUUGCUCAUUGAUAACACUAUCAAUUGAAUUUUUAAUGCACUUGACAUGGUAAUUUUAUCAAUCGAACUGAUAAAACGUGAUAUAAAUAUUAGUUGAUAUCGGAGUGUAUUUUAGCUUUAUUUGGGAUAAACCUUUACCUACCUGUUACCUAAUAUUAAAAUUAGCAACAUGUCAAUGAAUUCUGAAGUAAUGAUUAGAACCGCAACCGAAACAGAUAAAGAACCAAUAAGACUAUUCCUGAGGAAGUUCUUCUUUAAAGAUGAGCCCAUGAACGAUUCUCAACAAUUAAUAACAGAAGAAAAUCUCGUAAAUGAAGAUCUAGAGAACUUUGUUUUUCAAAGUUACGGAAAGGGACUCGAUUUGGUUGCCGAAUAUGAAGGAAAAUUGGUUGGAGUUUGUUUAAAUGGGAUAAUUGAGAAAGGACCGGAUCCGGAAGAAUUUCCUUGUACCCCUGGUAAUAAAUUCGAAAAUAUUGCACGAUUACUGGAACAUGUAGAAAAAACUGUUGACUAUUUUACUAGAUAUCCAGAUAUUGACAGAUUCAUAGCAAUACAGAUUUUGUCUGUAGACGCUUCUGUUAGAGGAAAGGGAAUAGCAAAAAAAUUGGCCAACAGAACAAAGGAACUAGGACGUCAACACAACGCACAACUUUUGGUAAUUGAAUGUUCGAGCUUUUACUCUGCAGCUGUUGCGAAGUCAUUGGGUUUUGAACAAAUAUUUUCUAUGGAUUAUGCUGAUUAUAAAAAAAAUGGAAAGGAUGUUAUCAUUCCUGCACCCCCGCAUAAGUCAUUCACAGUAUACGUGUCAAAACUGUAACAAAAAUAUGCCUGCAUAAAUAAAUGAAGCUGUUCAAUUAAAAGAUUGAUUGAUUUACCUGGUAGGAAAUAUCAAUAAGUAUUCUAUACUAUUUUGUACAAAUAACAACCUGUUUAAAUAAAUAAAUUAAUCAAAGGUGGACCCUCCUGUACAUUAGUUAAAACUACGAAUGUGAUUAUCUGUUGAAGCUGAAUUUUGUGCCGAAUACAUUAUUGAUUCUUGUUUGGAGUAUGCAAAGUAAUGAAAUAAUGAUUAGUGUGUGAUUCUCGUUGUUGGCUAUUUCUCGCUAUUCCGCUUUUAGGAAAUUGCAUUAAAUUACCAAUGUUCCAAUACCAAAUUUGAUCUUGAUUUUCUAUUUCCUUAUAGAUGCAUAAGUAUUUUUAAGACUGUUAAAAAACUUGAGGUUUUAUGCAAAUCACAUGGUGACAAGUCUGGGAUAUAGGGUGGAUGCUCUAAUACUUUCUAUCUCAUUUGUAUAUGAAUAUGAAGUGGUGGAC
This is a messenger RNA of Psylliodes chrysocephalus, 1406 nucleotides long. The record is from the annotation of a GenBank genome assembly. NCBI's taxonomy places the organism in Eukaryota, Metazoa, Arthropoda, Insecta, Coleoptera, Chrysomelidae.